AUGAGCGGAAUCUACCUGGGCUCCCUCCUGACUAUUUGUCCAUCGGCAAGCGUCUCAGCUGAAUCCGGAUGCUUCAAUAACGUCUCCCAACGACACCUCGAAUCCGAGGAUUUCCAAAGGGAGUGGCUUACUAUCGACACUAGAAUGAGAGAUGGGCGGUCUAGCCGCUUGUACAUCCUAGACCGUCAAUCUGAAAUUCCUGCUGGAUUAUUCGACGAUGAAGUUCGGAGAGGGGUCCUCAGCCAGAGAGCAUGGGCUCUACAGGAGCACAUCAUGCCCAGGCGCACUCUUUACAUCACCUCAAAACAGCUCCUGUGGGAAUGCUGGCACUGUCGGCUCAGCGAGGAUAACUUUCCCCAGUACCAGGGGGACCGGCUAUACCCAAUCCUCGAUUUCAGCUUUGCACUUGACGCGAGGGCUAUGAUCCAUGUGUGGUACUUGAGAGUCGUCGAAGAUUACACACGGCGCCAGCUUACAUGCGAGCAAGACAAGUUGAUUGCCAUCAGCGCCCUGGCAAGAGCAACGUAUUCGAAUCGGCACAUCGCCUACGUUGCGGGACUCUGGAGAGACUGCAUUGUCCCAGGCCUUCUGUGGAGGCGUUUCGGCCCAGGCUGCAGGUCCAAGACGUAUUCCUGCCCAACUUGGUCAUGGGCCUCUCAGAAUUCGGCUGUCGAAUACGGGUUGGCAAGCACGUAUGGAUCCAGAUUCAGACCUUCUGGACCGUUCCCGAGGAUCCAGGAUGUGUCUUGGGCCACCAAACCGGAGAACCCCUUUGGUGAUGUGCUCUUCGCUUGGGUCGACCUAGACACUACGAUCGCUCUUGGGAGCGUGCUCCGAGACAACAUUUUCUGUCAGGCAUGGUACCCUAGGAGGAAGCACGCGGAACAGACGUUGAUUAUACCUGGGCCUGGCCAAAUUGGAACCAUUUGUGCAGAUGUGACAAUGGACGAUGCGGAUGGAGGCGGUCGAAAUGUUGUGGUCGCAAACAUGGGGCACUGCCUUCUACUUCUGGAGCCCCCGAGCUUGGAGUCUAAAGAGUACCGGCGGGUCGGGGUUGCUGCUCUCUGCACGAGUGAAUGGUACGAUUUGGUCAACACUGAGGCUGUAUCGUUCGGGUGGACGCAGAGAACUAUCAGACUCGUAUAG
Messenger RNA from Diaporthe citri, 1146 nucleotides. RefSeq lists its product as uncharacterized. The transcript has a single exon. The record is from RefSeq and is a predicted model, not a curated record. NCBI's taxonomy places the organism in Eukaryota, Fungi, Ascomycota, Sordariomycetes, Diaporthales, Diaporthaceae. Bases 1 to 1146 code for a protein of 381 amino acids.